AUGGCAGCUUCUGCGGCCCUCAAAAGUCGCUGCCGGCGAGCGAGCUACCUCAAUAAACUCGCCAAGGCUGAGGAUCUCAUUGAGCAUUUCCCUCAUGGAUCAUACAUUGGCUGGUCAGGUUUCACUGGGGUCGGCUAUCCGAAGAAAGUGCCAACGGCGCUGGCAGACCAUGUUGAGAGGAACAAUUUGCAAGGCAAGCUCAAGUACAAUCUAUUUGUCGGCGCGUCUUCCGGUGCAGAAACCGAAAAUCGAUGGGCUCGGCUUAACAUGAUAGAGCGACGUGCUCCCCAUCAGGUGGGAAAGGAAAUUGCCAAGGGCAUCAACAACGGAAACAUCAAAUUCUUCGAUAAACAUUUGAGCAUGUUCCCUGUGGACUUGAUGUAUGGCUUUUACACGAAGCACAAGGCCAACAACAGACUGGAUGUCGCCAUCGUUGAAGCCAGCGCGAUCACCGAAGACGGCGGCAUCAUUCCCGGAGCAUCUGUUGGGGCCAGUCCCGAGAUUAUCCAGAUGGCAGAUAAGAUCAUCAUUGAAGUCAAUACGGCAGCUCCCAGCUUCGAAGGUCUGCACGAUAUCACAAUGACCGACUUGCCUCCCCGGAGAAAACCAUACCUUAUUAUGGCACCAGAAGAUCGUAUUGGAACACCGCAUAUCCCCGUGGACCCAGAGCGAGUGAUUGCGAUUGUCGAAUCCGAUUACCCAGAUCAAACCACCGAGAACGCUCCCGAGGAUGAAUCUUCCAGAGCUAUCGCUUCAAACCUGAUUGAAUUUUUGGAACAUGAAGUCAAACAUGGACGGUUGCCAGUAAAUUUACUGCCUCUCCAAUCUGGUAUUGGGAAUAUUGCGAAUGCUGUCAUUGGUGGCCUGGCCCAUGAGGCGAAUUUCAAGAACCUGAAAGUCUGGACUGAAGUGUUGCAGGAUUCGUUCCUCGACCUUUUCGACAGUGGCAAUCUUGACUUUGCCACAGCAACAUCGAUUCGAUUCUCUCCAGGAGGGUUCAAACGAUUCUAUGACGGCUGGGAGAAUUACCAUUCCAAAUUGCUGUUACGCUCACAACAAGUUUCCAAUUCUCCAGAAAUUAUCCGUCGUUUGGGCGUUAUUGGAAUGAACACUCCCGUAGAAGUCGACAUUUACGCGCACGCAAACUCCACCUGCGUCAUGGGAUCUCGCAUGCUGAACGGCCUUGGUGGCUCCGCUGACUUCUUACGCUCUUCUAAAUACUCAAUCAUGCAUACGCCGAGCACUCGACCCUCGAAGACGGACCCGACUGGCGUUUCUUGCAUUGUGCCCAUGUGUACGCACGUGGACCAGACUGAGCACGACCUUGAUGUUAUUGUUACCGAGAUUGGAUUGGCUGAUGUUCGUGGAAUGUCGCCACGUGAAAGAGCCCGAGAGAUCAUCAAGCAAUGUGCCCAUCCCGAAUACAGACCAAUACUCCAGGACUACUUCGACAAGGCAGAGUUUGAGUGUCUGAGGAAAGGCAUGGGUCACGAACCUCAUUUACUGUUCCAAACAUUUGAUAUGCACAAGAACCUGCAGGAAAAUGGCACGAUGAAGAUCAGUGGUUGGAAAUAG
Exophiala bonariae is the source of this 1575-nucleotide messenger RNA. RefSeq names its product Acetyl-CoA hydrolase (gene ACU8). Lineage: Eukaryota; Fungi; Ascomycota; Eurotiomycetes; Chaetothyriales; Herpotrichiellaceae. Gene Ontology annotation, biological process: acetate metabolic process. The record is from RefSeq and is a predicted model, not a curated record. Bases 1 to 1575 code for a protein of 524 amino acids. Gene Ontology annotation, molecular function: acetyl-CoA hydrolase activity; acetate CoA-transferase activity. The transcript has 4 exons. Gene Ontology annotation, cellular component: mitochondrion.